AUGUAUAUGAUACUAUCUGCAGAAACUGUGACUCCAGCAGCUCCACAAUUUCACUGUGAAGUUUGCUUCAGCACUGAGUUGUGCUGCCAUGAUUGCGUUGUUGCAACUCAUACUAAAAACCCAUCACAUUGGAUCCAGGAGUGGAUGGGCUCUUACUUCGUGACCGUCUCGCUGAAGAAACUAGGGUUGCGUGUGCAGCUCGGACAUCCAGCAGGUGAACGAUGCCUGUUGCCUGAAAGGGCAUUCAACAACGACUUCACUCUCAUCGAUACCAAUGGGAUUCAUGAGAUCGGCCUUGAUUUCUGUGGCUGUGAGACCGCUCAGACACACACAAGGCAGUUGCUUCGUACAACUUGGUUCCUGGCAACAAUGACUGAUCCAUGCACUGGUGCCACUUUCCGAAUCCUCGAACAAUAUCACAUCCUAUCAUUUGAAUCCAAAUGUUCAGGCUAUGAGUUUUAUCACACUGAUCAUUACGAAGCCUUCAUGCAGAUGGUGCGCGAAUGGCGACAUCUAAAAAUGCUCAAGCGGGCUGGCCGGGGAUAUGACCCUGCUGGUGUGGAGGGUACUGUAAGUGGCGAGUGUGCUGUGAUAUGCCCAGCUUGUCCACAACCAGGUAAAAAUCUAUCUGAUAAUUGGCCUGAUGCGCCGAAAGGAAAAUGUUGGUUGUAUGCUCUCUUUCUAGCGAUUUAUGCCAAUUUCCACCUGAAAAGGCGCAUAGUGUCUAAAGAUAGUGCGGACCCUGGCCUCAGUUGCAGAUGGGCUUAUUUUGUCGAGGAGACUGCUUACAAGACAUAUCUACAGUCCUACAGCGGCAGCCUGCAGCAGAAAAGUACAUGUUCAUCCCAUAAUGCAGUGAACAUGGCAGACAUGAAAGUAUCUCAUGGUCUAGCUGCCACAGGAGUCGGGACCGUUGAUUGUGCUCGACACAACAUGAAGCUGCCAAAUGGCGUUGGCAAUCUACAAAAAGGCAAAAGAUACACAAAUAUGGAUUUUUUGUUCUUCUCGAGCCUCUGUGGACGCAGUGUUGACACACUCAAUGUCUCGUACAACAUCGUUUGCCAGUGGCACAAGAACUUAUGGCAGAGGAUGUCUACAAUGCCGCUUGACCUCCAUCUAGAUCAUCUGGCGACAUUCGUCAGAUUUUUCAUCCCAAAGUUUCACCUCCCUGCUCACAUUCUGACAUGUCAGACCAAGUUUUCUUUUAAUUUUUCGAAGAAUGUUGGAUGCACUGAUGGCGAAGCACCUGAGCGGGGAUGGUCAAAUAUCAAUCCUGUGGCCUCUAGUACCAAAGAAAUGGGGCCCGGCUCCCGGAGAGACACACUUGACGACCAUUUUGGUGACUGGAACUGGAAGAAGGUCAUAGGACUUGGUGCAACACUCCUUCGUAAAAUGAUUGAGGCCCAGGAGGAACGAGGGGCACAUCAAACGGCAUUUCAAGAACUCAAUGAGGCUCUGGCGCCAGAGAUGACAGAGGCCUGGAAGGUCAAAAUUGAAUCCUGGGAGGAGAACCCAAAUGAUUCAUUGGUCACAAAUCCAUUUGAAGCGAAAGUCAUUCCUGUUACACAAGCUGCUGUCCAGCUCAAACUUGCCCAACUUGAGGCGUCUGAGCUCCAUCAAGGCACUGAUGUUUCAAUGCACACCAAAGUCUCUCCGAGUAUAUUUAUUGCAUCAGGGAUUGACCUAGAGAACAAACAGCAUUGUCUCAAAGUAGAUAUCUCAAAGCAGGGUCUGCAUGCCACAGAUAUGCAAAUGGGCACAGUCCAACAACUGCAGAAUGCAGUACAACACAAAAUUAAUACUUGGAAGUGCAUCCAAGCUCUCUACACCCCUAUAGUACAGCUCUUAGAAUCCAGGAUCAAGUCGCCUUCCCACAGUACCUCAGACAUAAUCAAUCCUGAGGAUUCUCAGCUCUGGCUCCCAUCUGCUCUGUGCAGCAAACCUAUACCUUGCGAUAUGUGGCUCCUCACAACCGAACAGAGUCUUCGCCUGCGGGACCACAUGUAUACCUUCAAGAGGGACUGGCUAUGUGGCCAAAGCGCAAAUACUCAUGCCCAGAACGCCCUCAGCUGUGUUGAAGCCAGGGCAACAGCUGCAGCAGAGAAGUAUCGUGCAGCCCGCACGGCUCUCUCAUCUCUUGCACACAUACUCAGAAAGGUUGGCUGGGAUCACAGAUACAAGGUUCUUGAGAGGAAGGACAAUAUACGUGGGAUACAGUUAUCGUGGAUCUGGCUGGUUGAAGGAGUCGGGGAUGAUGAAGAUGAAGCGGUACAAGAUAGUAAGCUGGAGCAUGAGUUAGUGGAAUGGUGCAAAGCUCAUGCAAGGGCCAUGCGAUGGGCAGAAGAAGUUGAGCUGCUCCAGGAGGAGAUGCGCUGGGUGACCUGCUUUCUUAGGUGGCACGCAUCAUGGUGGAACCAGAAAAUUGCGGAACACAUGCUUGGCAUCUCUGCCGAUGAUGAAGGUCUAGGUGCCUAUGCCUAUCGUCAGGCUUGGCUUAGAGAAGGAUCUUGCCGACUGUUUCAAGAACAAGUGGGCGGUGCAUCUCCCACUGACUGCAGCCUGUAA
Molecule: messenger RNA, 2565 nt
Organism: Suillus paluster
Lineage: Eukaryota; Fungi; Basidiomycota; Agaricomycetes; Boletales; Suillaceae
Exons: 12
Coding region: 1-2565 (854 amino acids)
Source: RefSeq, a predicted model, not a curated record